AUGCCUAAACUUCCAUCGCUCAAAUUACCUCUGCUAACUUCUCAGGGAGUACCAAGCACGUUUUCAUCUUUGAAUGUUGGCCAAAACAUGCCUGCUCAAAUCCCUCCACAGACUCUUCCGAUUCGUCUGCUUCCAAAUAACCUACUAUUUAUGAACAAUCAGCCUGUCCAUCAAGGUGUCACGUCAGAAAUUGAAACGGCUCCUUAUAAGCCAGUACUGACCAUUCAAGGAGUAUCCUCUAUUUCGACACAUAAGCACACCGAGGUUGACUGGAAGCAGUCCAUGGAAUCCAAAAUCAAUCUGUUUGAUUCCAAGUUCAAUGAGUUGAUUGAUACACUCCGAGACAACCAACGUCAGUUGGCCGCGGAGCGGGAACUUAACCAGCAAUAUUCCGCUCAAAAUGACCGCAUGCAGCGUGAAAUCCGCAACAUCAGUCUCCAGAUGUAUCAGAGUCGUUCCACAACUCCUAUGACUCUGGACUAUAAUGAUCUCAAGAGACCAUUGGCUGACUCUAAUCCGGAACUGACCAAGCGGUUGAAAAGCUACGGAGAAAACGAUUUCAGAAACAAUGUUAUCUCUAUCGAUGAGGCACGAUUAUUGUUUUCAUAUUUCGACUCCAACAUUUCUCAGCAGCUUUUCGGCUUCGAGAUUCUGAAGUUCUCCGUUGACUCCAUCUGGGAGACCUCUCCUAUUCUCAUAUGUGCUAUUUGCACCAUUGCAUCCAUGCAUUAUCCCGACAUUCAUUUCUCAUCCAAGCAGGAGCCUUUACAAAAAUACUUACAGAAGCUCUGCUCUGACCUUCUUUUCCAAGGAAAGCCCAGAACAGAAAGAGAAGGGUUCAAUACCAUUGUUGCUCUAGUUCUCUGCAGCUUUUGGCUCUCGGAUUCACAGCGAUUUACAGGCUUGGCCUUGCAACUAGCUAAAGAAUUUGAGAUGAAUAAGCCUACUUCGUCAAAAUCCAAGGACUCCUUGCCAGACAAGGACAGACUCAAACUAUGGUACUUGCUUUACAUCCUUGAUGGACAACAGAGUAUGAGUUUUAAUCGUCAAUCACUCAUUAAUUCUGAUGAUUACUCACUCAGACACAGCCGUGAGCUAUUACUACCCAGCAUACUGAAGCCCACGUUGAAGUCCACACACGACACUGUCGAGUCUGACUUGCCCACCCAGAAAAAUGGAGGAGAACUCAUUAGCAAAGACAAGUGUGAGGCAAGGCGUGGUGAAUUGACAGCAAACUUUACAGAUUUCAGACUAGUUUCUCAGGUGGAGUAUAACCAAGCAUUGAAUGAAGCUUUCAAAGGAAGUGCAUGGGACCUUAUCGCUCCAUCAGCUUUUGGCAUCCCGUCAAAGUCUAAUUUAGACUUGGACAAGUGGAUGGUUUCCUGGACAGUGCUAUUGGCUCCCAUAAAUAAUGGUUCUGUGUGGCUGUCCAAAUCAACAUUGAUUUACUACAACUUUGCAAAGAUGCACAUUAACAGUUCGCUUAUACGGCAAUUACAAGUGGACACAGGUGAUUCGAACGUGAUGUUCCCCAACUGGGACAAUAUCGAUUCUGUUCUAGAAAAGAACAAGGCAAAUCAAGUGAAAGAAGUCUCUCUAGAAGAAGAAAAUGACAGCGCUGAAGAAGAAGAUGAUGAGGAAGAGGAAUUUAUUCAUAACAAUGAAAUCGUAACCCAGGAUCAGGCACUUCUCAACAUGAACAUUGCAAUGAAUGCAGCUAAAACAGUUCUCAAUCUAGUGUUAAACGAUGCCGACAUUUUGAGCAACUUGAAGUAUGUUCCGGUUCAUAUCCACAUUAUGUUAUACUAUGCUGCCUUGUUAUUAGUGAAUCGUCGUAUCACAAAUGGCAAUAAUGAGGCACCGAGAGAUUCUGACUUUUUCCAAGAGAAUAUUCACAACUUGAGAACUGUUAAAGUGUUGCAGAAGAAAAUAUCGGUUAACUUCCCUACCGACAAGCAUUUUGGAGAUCGACUCAUCAAGAGCUUAGAUAACGUUUUCGUUGAGAGACUUCGCAGAUUGAGAAACGAAUUGAACGAGGCGGACUUGGACGUCUCCGUUAAGGCCGAUUUGAUGAACGAAAUUUCUAUCAUGCUUUAUUCAAACAGUCCGUUGGAAAUGGUUCCGGACUCGACGGAUGCAAGCAGUCAAGAAGCGUCUCCAAAACCGGAGAAGAUCUCUGCAUGGCCAGGUUCUCACCAUGGACAUCCUUAG
Molecule: messenger RNA, 2211 nt
Organism: Sungouiella intermedia
Lineage: Eukaryota; Fungi; Ascomycota; Pichiomycetes; Serinales; Metschnikowiaceae
Source: the annotation of a GenBank genome assembly